UGGAUAAUUCUAGAAGAGCGUCAGUGAGAGUCCAGCUCUAACGCUACUGACAGCACAGGGCCUGAGUUUGACCAGCAGAGCUCAUUUAAUAGACUUUCAGCGGCUUUGCGAAGACCUCUUGCUCAGCGUUCGUCUGAAGUGAUCGAUAGAAAAGUCCAGGAUGUUGUCCGCGGCGAGAACAGCAGUGAGGAGCGUGUCGAGCUCGCAGAAAACCGGCAGCGGUGUGUCAGAUCUCGUCAAGAAGGCGUGUUGGAGUGGACUGACUCAGCAGAGUCUCCAGACGGUGUGCAGACGUCGUUAUGCGUCGGAGGCGAUCAGAGGCGCCGUCAUUGGCAUCGACCUGGGAACCACCAACUCCUGCGUGGCUGUGAUGGAGGGAAAACAAGCAAAGGUGCUGGAGAACGCGGAGGGAGCGAGGACGACGCCGUCGGUCGUGGCCUUCACCGCCGAUGGAGAGAGACUCGUGGGGAUGCCUGCUAAACGCCAGGCCGUCACCAACCCCAACAACACGCUCUACGCCACCAAGCGGCUGAUCGGACGCCGCUACGACGACCCUGAAGUUCAGAAAGAUCUGAAGAACGUGCCCUAUAAGAUCGUGCGGGCGUCUAACGGAGACGCCUGGCUGGAAGCCCACGGUAAACUGUACUCUCCCAGUCAGGCCGGGGCCUUCAUCCUCAUGAAGAUGAAGGAGACCGCAGAAAGCUACCUGGGUCACUCGGUGAAGAACGCUGUUAUUACUGUACCUGCUUACUUCAACGACUCCCAGAGACAGGCGACGAAGGACGCCGGGCAGAUCUCCGGGUUGAACGUGCUGCGUGUUAUUAAUGAGCCCACGGCUGCGGCUUUAGCCUACGGACUGGACAAGACUCAGGACAAGAUAAUUGCAGUGUAUGAUCUGGGCGGUGGGACGUUCGAUAUCUCAGUCCUGGAGAUCCAGAAGGGAGUUUUCGAGGUCAAGUCCACCAACGGAGACACCUUCUUGGGCGGAGAAGAUUUCGACCAGCAUCUUCUCAGACACAUAGUGAAGGAGUUCAAGAGAGAGUCUGGAGUGGAUCUGACCAAAGACAACAUGGCUCUGCAGCGGGUUCGAGAGGCGGCGGAGAAGGCCAAGUGUGAGCUGUCCUCGUCUCUGCAGACGGACAUCAACCUGCCGUACCUGACGAUGGACGCCUCUGGCCCCAAACAUCUGAACAUGAAGCUGACCCGGGCUCAGUUCGAGAGCAUCGUGGCGGACCUGAUCCGCAGGACCGUGGCUCCCUGUCAGAAGGCCAUGCAGGACGCGGAGGUCUCCAAGAGCGACAUCGGAGAAGUGCUGCUGGUCGGAGGAAUGAGCCGCAUGCCGAAGGUUCAGCAGACGGUCCAGGAUCUGUUCGGCCGAGCUCCCAGUAAGUCUGUGAACCCUGACGAAGCGGUGGCCAUCGGGGCGGCCAUCCAGGGCGGCGUUCUGGCCGGAGACGUGACGGACGUGCUGCUGCUGGACGUCACCCCGCUGUCCCUCGGCAUCGAGACGCUCGGAGGAGUCUUCACCAAACUCAUCAACAGAAACACCACCAUCCCCACCAAGAAGAGCCAGGUGUUCUCCACCGCCGCUGAUGGACAGACUCAGGUGGAGAUCAAGGUUUGUCAGGGAGAGCGAGAGAUGGCCACAGACAACAAGAUCCUGGGACAGUUCACGCUGGUGGGCAUCCCUCCGGCUCCUCGCGGCGUCCCGCAGAUCGAAGUCACCUUUGACAUCGACGCUAACGGGAUCGUUCACGUCUCCGCUAAAGACAAGGGCACCGGCCGAGAGCAGCAGAUCGUCAUCCAGUCGUCUGGGGGCCUCAGCAAAGACGACAUUGAAAACAUGAUCAAGAACGCCGAGAAGUACGCCGAGGAGGACCGGAGACGGAAGGAUCGAGUGGAAGCGGUCAACAUGGCCGAGGGCGUCGUUCACGACACCGAGUCAAAGAUGGAGGAGUUCAAGGAUCAGCUGCCGGCCGAUGAGUGUAACAAACUGAAGGAGGAGAUCGCUAAAGUACGAGAGCUGCUCUCGAGGAAGGACUCGGAGACGGGAGAGAACAUCAAGCAGGCGGCCACCAACCUGCAGCAGGCCUCGCUCAAGCUCUUCGAGAUGGCCUACAAGAAGAUGGCGUCGGAGCGUGACGGUGGCUCCGGGUCGGGCUCGGGCUCCGGAGGAGAGACAGGAGAGAAGAAGGAGGGCCAGCAGUGAAGCGCUGGAGUGUGUUUGGACUGAAUGAACGGCGUCCCUCUCCUCACCACACACACACACACACACACACACUGUUUCUGGCAGUACAUUCUACAAAACUAUAUUGUCCUGGCUCCUGCUUUAAUGUCUAGAAGUUUAAAUUGAGUUAUGAAAAUAACCUGCGUCAGUCUUGAAGCGUCUGGUUGUCCCUCGGGGCUCUAAGCUGAUCACAGACACGACUCCAGCCUUUCAGACGUGCAUUCCUGCCUGAUUUAUGUGAGCGCUGCUUCUUUUGUUUUUGCUCUUUUGAGAAUGAACGAGGCUGAAUGUGUGGCUGAACGGCUUCGGGAUGUCUAACGUAUUUAAAAUAUCAAGACGCCAAUGUUUUAUAUUUAAAUGAUGUAUAUCGGUUCUGCUUAAAUCUCUCGUUUCUUACGCUUGUGCACAUGUUUGAGCUGAGAGGAUGAGCGAUAAACUCAAUGAUAGAAGAAUAUCUACUGUGGGAUUCAUAGUCGAGUCUAAUUGUCAUGUAUUUUUGCUGCUCGUACCGGCAGCGUGAAUCAGGAGCUGUUCUCCCUCCAGGACCGGUCCGCUCUGAUUUAGUGAUGUGUUUGUCUCAGAACAGCCACGGUAUAAAACGAAGCCCAUCUGCCCAUGACUUUCUGGUUCAUUACAGAAGAAUAUCCUCCGUAGCUCUGUACAAAGGCUGAUGUCUGUUGAAAUUGUUAAAUGUUCAUUAAGGAAUCGAAUGAUUUAAUAGGUUUAAAGAAAUUAAUAUUCCAAUACAGUCUUUUAUAAUAAAAUUGUGUUUGAACUCGU
This is a messenger RNA of Puntigrus tetrazona (Sumatra barb), 3007 nucleotides long. RefSeq names its product heat shock protein 9 (gene hspa9). Lineage: Eukaryota; Metazoa; Chordata; Actinopteri; Cypriniformes; Cyprinidae. The coding region runs from base 161 to 2209 and encodes 682 amino acids. Gene Ontology annotation, molecular function: heat shock protein binding; ATP hydrolysis activity; ATP binding. The transcript is spliced from 17 exons. The record is from RefSeq and is a predicted model, not a curated record. Gene Ontology annotation, cellular component: cytoplasm; mitochondrion. Gene Ontology annotation, biological process: cellular response to unfolded protein; protein refolding.